This is a messenger RNA of Colletotrichum destructivum, 4520 nucleotides long. Its product is annotated as Putative NACHT nucleoside triphosphatase, P-loop containing nucleoside triphosphate hydrolase. Gene Ontology annotation, molecular function: protein binding. The transcript is spliced from 3 exons. Bases 1 to 4485 code for a protein of 1494 amino acids. The record is from RefSeq and is a predicted model, not a curated record. NCBI's taxonomy places the organism in Eukaryota, Fungi, Ascomycota, Sordariomycetes, Glomerellales, Glomerellaceae.
AUGCAUGUCAGCUUUGGAGACCGGCUGCGCCUCAAACCCAUCGCCCAAGUAGAAGAUCUAUGCCUCCGCCCCUCCCUCUCUCUCCCUUUGUCGAGUUUUAGCAACCUCAAACAUCUCGCCAUGGAGCCGAUAGGACUUGCAGUUGGAGUCGCGGGCCUGGCUGGCCUCUUCUCCAGUUGCCUGGAAGCCGUCGAAAGGUUCGACUCUUACAAGAACUUUGACCGUGAAUCGCGUUCCUUGACCACACAGCUCGACGCCGCCAAGCAUCUCUUGGAACAAUGGGGCCAUGCCGUCGGCAUCGAAAACGGAAAGCUGUCGGACAACCAUCAUCCUGCUCUCGACAACGGGAAAACACUAGAAGUCGUCCGCAAGCUGUUGUCCAGCAUCCAAGACUUUUGUGGCGGCUCAGACGAUGCAACGCUUCAAACAACAACGCUGAUGGACGGCGACUUCCUCAAAAGCGGCUUACUUCCUUCACAACGGAUGAAGCAGUCUCACCAUGGAGCGUCUGCGAAUUCAAAAUGGAAAAUGACCUCCUGGGCGCUUACUGGGAAAUCGAAGCGGACAAAGAACGUCCAGACAGUUGCCGUACUAGUGCAGCAUCUGUACAGUUUGGUUCCUAUCAACGAUUCCAAGGAGAUACAGUUAGGACAAAAGUCAUCAGCAUCAGCUGCAGACAUACGCGAUGCUUCCCCAAGCGAACAUAAUUGGCUUGCAAAGAUUCAGUCGCUCAUAGACAAGGCCGAAGAAGAAAUGAGAGCCGAAACAAAGAGAGACCUACUCGCCUGGCUAGGUUCCCCGUCUUCGAACGAUCUUUGCGACGACUCGAUCAAGAAGAGACUGGAGGGGACAUGCGAGUGGGUAUUAGAGCGAGACAGCGUACUUGGAUGGCUUUCACCUGAGACUUCGCCCGAUGGCGCCAGCGUGCUCUGGAUCAAUGGCCCGGCAGGGUUCGGCAAGACUGUUCUGUGUGCCAAACUGGUCGAGAUUCUUUCGUCCAGUCUUCAAACACCCGUCGCACAUUUCUUUCUGUCAUCCAAAUUUGAGGGUCGCGAUGAUCCCUAUGCAGUCAUCAGAUCGUGGAUUGCGACGGUCUUCUUCAGAAGCCCAGCGGCUUUGGACGUGGUUUACAAGAAACGGUUGGCCCAACACGAGCAGGUCGCAACGCGGGCGACUAUUAUGAAGCUCUUCCGCGAGGUUCUGCAAGCUGUGCCGUUCUGCACCUUCGUCUUAGACGGCCUGGACGAAUGCACUUGGCUGGGCGAGAACCGCAACGACGGUAACUCGGUAGCCCGUUUUCUCGAAGAGCUCAGACAAGCAAUUACCGACACCACUGUCCGAAUUUUGGUUACCAGCCGCAACGAACCAGAGAUUCGACAAGAACUCUCGCAGUUCCCUGGUUUUAGCAAGUAUGCGAUAUCUCCCGAAGACGUCCGUGACGACAACGUGGCCUACUCCAGAAGCAUCGUCAACAGCAAGCUGCCGAACAAAGACGAGCCAACAAGACUCAGCAUCUCUCAGAGAAUGGCCGAUCGCAGCAACGGGCAGUUCCAGUGGAUCAAGAUGCAAGAGGGGUUCUUGAGGAAAGGCAGGAAUAAAAAGCAGCUCGAGAAAGACAUUGACGAGACCCCGGCCGGCCUCGACCGUCUCUACGAUCGGACCUGGGAGAGGAUCGAGGGAUUGCGAGACGCGGAAAGAAAUAGAGCAUUCUCCUUGCUCCGGUGGGUCGCGUUCGCUCUGCGACCUCUGACUGUCUGCGAGAUCACUGAAGCCGUUCUCAUCAACGAUGACUGUGACGAUCUGCCGAUCGACGAGUUGCCGGACUCCAUUGACGACGACUACAUUGAAAGUGAGAUCUUGGGUCUUUGCGGAUCCUUGAUUGAAAUAAGGGGCACUCCGUCGGACUCCUCUCCUGGAUCCAGGAACAUACACCUGACGCACUUCUCGGUCAAGCAGUACCUGUUGUACAAGAUUCCGUCCCGGGGAGCGGUUCUACUCGCCAAUGAAAGCCUGCGCGCAUCGAACGAAACCCUCGAGGGUGUAACCCUUGCUAAGCUGUGUCUCCGCUACAUCAGCAUCCAGCGGGUCUGGGAUGAGUCUUCUGUUGAAGACGAAUAUCCAACUGGGACUUCGUUCCGAAAUUACGCCGCGCAGCAUUGGCACCAGCACACCGAUUUGAGCAAGGCGGAUGACAUGCCGUUGGUGGAGGCCAUGAACGCCCUUUUUGACGGACGCUUCAAGACUUGGGAGUCCUGGAGAAAGUGGUUUGAUCUCAACGGCGAGGACUUGGAUCCAGAGGCGACGGAAACAGCGGCAAGCCCCUUGUACUAUGCUUCCCGUUUGGGACUGACAGGGGUCGUCAAACAUCUCAUACAACACUGCAAACACGAUCCGAACGAAAGCUCAGAGUCGGGAAGAGCAGCGCUUGCGGUUGCAUGCGAAAGGGGGAGUCUGGAAGUUGCGCGAAUGCUGCUUGAAGCAGGUACCAAAGUCAACGUCACAGGUUACCGAGGACGAACGCCUCUCUAUUCGGCAUCAAUGAACGGUCAUCUCGAAGUGCUGAAGCUGAUCCUCGAUAAGGGGGGCGACUUGACGAUUAAGAACGUUUACGGAAGAACUCCGCUAACUGCAGCCGCGGGCAAUGGCCACCUGGAAGUAGUCAGAUUCCUUCUCGCCAAGGGAGCAGACAUCGCAGUCGCUGAUGAUGAUGUUUGGACGCCACUAAAUUCAGCUGCUGCUGACGGCCAUCUUGAGGUGGUGAGGCUCCUUCUUGAAAGGGGGGCAGGUAUCUCAGUGCCUAACAAGAAUGGGUGGACGCCACUGAUCGUAGCUGCCUCUAACGGCUAUGUUGAGGUAGUGAAGCUACUCCUUGACAUAGGAGCAGACAUAACAGUCGCUGAUGAUGAAGGUUGGACGCCACUAUGUUCAGCUGCUGACAGUGGCCAUAUUGAGGUGGUCAGAUUGCUCCUUGAAAGGGGGGCAGAUAUCGAAUUUGUCGAUAAGGGUGGACAGGCGCCACUGAGUGUAGCUGCCAGCAAAGGCCAUAUCGAGCUGGUAAGGCUACUCCUGGAAAAGGGAGCAGAUAUCUCAGCGGCCACCAAGAGCGGGUGGACGGCACUGAUCGUAGCUGCCAUCAAAGGCCAUCCUGAAAUUGUUAGACUUCUCCUCGAUAAUGGAGCCAACAUCACAGAUACUAGCAAAGACGGAUCAACAGCGCUUGAAUUUGCCGCGCGAAACGGACAUUACCGGGUAGUUGAGUUGCUGCUUAACAACGGAGCUAAUCUUGCAGUCAUCGACAACACAGGAGAGACGCCGCUUCAUUCAGCCUCCCAUAAUGGCCACAUUGAGGUUGCCAAACUACUUCUCGAGAAGGGGGCAAGUCCAACAGCUGGGGACUAUGAUGGAUGGACGCCGCUUCAUUCAGCCUCCCAAAAUGGCCACAUUGAGGUUGCCAAACUACUUCUCGAAAAGGGGGCAAGUCCAGCAGCUAAGAAUCACGAUGGAUGGAUGCCGCUUCAUUUAGCCUCAGCUAAUGGCCACAUUGAGGUUGCCAAACUACUUCUCGAAAAGGGGGCAAGUCCAGCAGCUAAGAAUAACAAUGGAUGGACGUCGCUUCAUUCAGCCUCAGCUAAUGGCCACGUUGAGGUAGUCAGGCUCCUUCUUGAGAAAGGAGCAAGUCCAGCAGCUAGGGACUGCAAUGGACAGACGUCGCUUUACGCUGCCUCAGCCAACGGCUGCGUUGAGGUAGCCAGAUUACUUGUUGAAAAUGGUGCGGUUGCGUCAGUUGGAGACGAGCGCAGCAGAACCAAUGUCGAGGUGGACAAGCUGCUCAUCAGCAAGGGGGCAGAGAUUUUCGUCGCCGAAAACAAGGGCUGGACACCGCUGCAUGUUGCGUCACAAAAAGGCUUCAUCGAGCUGGUCCGGCUGUUCCUCGAACGAUUCCCAGUUCACGCCGACACUAGGGACAACUUCAGGCGCACACCCCUCUUUUACGCAGCAACGCAAGGGCGCAGUGAGGUUGUUAAGCUGCUGCUUUCCCGUCUGGCAUCUGCCAAUGCCAUGGACCGCUACAAUGCGACGCCUCUGAUUGCGGCGGCAAGGGAUGGAUUCGCAGGCGUGGCAGAGCUUCUGCUCAACGAGGACGGCGUCUGGUUCAAUCACAAGGACAAAUUGGGCCGGUCCGCUCUUUGCUGGGCGAGGCAGAGCGGAGAUUAUCAGACCAUUCAGCUCCUAUUCAAGCAUUCGCAGGGGACAACAGAAGCGCAGCCAGGCAACGAGAACACGCCGACGGGAGACAGGGCAGCUUUGUUCAAUCCAGAUUUGGGCUGGUGCGAUGUUUGUACGAUCUGCCUUCCGGAAAGCAAAUCAUACCAUUGGUGCAAAGAGUGCCCCGGAGGCGAUUUUGUCAUCUGUUUGGAUUGUUUUCAGGCAGGUUUUAGGUGUCUGGACGGAUCCCACAAAUUGAUUCUUCAAUCGUCAGACUAGAGACAGAAGGACCAAGAAAUGGGAAAGUAGAUUUU